GCCACGUGUGGGAGAGGCUUGUCGCAGCCUGCUCCCGGCUGAAGCUGCUGCGGAGCCCCUGUCCACUGCUUCAUGUGAGUGACGUCGCGGAGGGUCCUGGGUUUUUCUGCCGUUUCAUGGCAAAAAUGGCAACUAACGAUGCAGUUCUGAAGAGACUGGAACAGAAGGGUGCUGAGGCAGAUCAGAUCAUUGAGUAUCUUAAGCAGCAAGUUUCACUUCUUAAGGAGAAAGCAAUUCUGCAGGCCACUUUGCGAGAAGAGAAGAAACUUCGAGUUGAAAAUGCAAAACUGAAGAAAGAAAUUGAAGAACUGAAACAGGAGCUAAUUCAGGCAGAAAUUCAAAAUGGGGUGAAGCAAAUACCAUUCCCUUCUGGCACUCCACUGCAACCCAAUUCAGUAGCACCUAAAAAUGUGAUCGAAUCAACACCAGUAACAGCUGUGUCUUCUGGUGCCAAAGAACAAAUAAAAGGAGAAGAAAAGAAGAUGAAAGAAAAAAUUGAAAAAAAAGGAGAGAAGAAGGAGAAAAAACAGCAAGCAGUAACAGGAAGUGCUGACUCUAAGCCAAUAGAUGUUUCCCGUCUGGAUCUCCGAAUUGGUUGCAUCAUUACUGCCAGAAAACACCCUGAUGCAGAUUCUUUGUAUGUUGAAGAAAUAGAUGUUGGAGAAUCAGCCCCGAGAACAGUUGUCAGUGGCCUGGUGAAUCAUGUUCCUCUCGAUCAGAUGCAAAAUCGGAUGGUGGUUUUACUUUGUAACCUGAAGCCUGCAAAGAUGAGGGGAGUAAUCUCUCAAGCAAUGGUAAUGUGUGCUAGUUCACCAGAGAAAGUUGAAAUCUUGGCUCCGCCUAAUGGAUCUGUACCUGGAGACAGGAUUACUUUUGAUGGCUUCCCAGGAGAGCCUGAUAAGGAGCUAAAUCCUAAGAAGAAGAUUUGGGAGCAGAUCCAGCCUGAUCUUUACACUAACAAUGAGUGUGUGGCCACAUACAAAGGAAGUCCCUUUGAAGUGAAAGGGAAAGGAGUGUGCAGGGCUCAGACCAUGAGCAACAGUGGAAUCAAAUAAAAUACUUCCCUUACUGGAAUACGCUGGAGGGAACUUUAAUAAUAAUAAAAAGUACCAUGUUUGUCACUAGACCCAAAAUAUGACUGGUCAUUUUUGUGUCAUUUCUUGUUUAGAUUUCACUAACCUUUAACCUUUUAUAUGUUGUUUUUGAUUGGGGAAGCACUACAAUUUUUUUUCCUAGAGUUUUUGAUCAUAUAUAAUAGAGGGAAGAAAUUGCAUAUGUUUUGUGAUUAUUUGUUUUGUAGUGAGGAUACUGGUUAGAAGGUUGUUUUUUCUUCAUACAUUUAGAUAACUUGAGCUAAAUUAAUAUCUAGUUUUUUAUUUGUCAGAACAUGAUGCAUGAAAUUUAAAAACCUUGGAUUUUUAGUAUAUUGUACACCUGUAUUUUAAAUGUCCUUCUUCAAAAAUAACUAGUUGGGAUUUUUAUCAGACUUACUAUAGGCAUAUUGUAAUGAUACCAAAAAUGAUCAAUAAUAAGAGCCAAACAUGAAAACUAGGAGAUAUGGCAUUUAAACAUUGUGCUUUAUUGCCAAAGUGACCCUUGAUUUACAGCGAUUAAAGUGACUUUAAAUAUUAAAACUUC
This is a messenger RNA of Lepus europaeus (European hare), 1638 nucleotides long. It is a transcript of the gene AIMP1, whose product is annotated as aminoacyl tRNA synthetase complex interacting multifunctional protein 1. The coding region runs from base 117 to 1055 and encodes 312 amino acids. Gene Ontology annotation, molecular function: tRNA binding. The record is from RefSeq and is a predicted model, not a curated record. NCBI's taxonomy places the organism in Eukaryota, Metazoa, Chordata, Mammalia, Lagomorpha, Leporidae. The transcript is spliced from 7 exons.